Beta vulgaris subsp. vulgaris (sugar beet) is the source of this 1851-nucleotide messenger RNA. RefSeq lists its product as uncharacterized. Lineage: Eukaryota; Viridiplantae; Streptophyta; Magnoliopsida; Caryophyllales; Amaranthaceae. The record is from RefSeq and is a predicted model, not a curated record. Bases 341 to 1519 code for a protein of 392 amino acids. The transcript has 3 exons.
ACUUCAAUCAAUAAUAGUAUAAAAUUAUAGAUAGAUAUAGUCCCCACUUGCAUACCCAUUGGAUCAACCAUCCUAAUUCAUAUUCCCAUCAUCACCUUUCAUUUCAUUUGCAAAAACCACCAAUUCCAACAGAAAAACUAAAUACAACAACUUCUACCCAAUUUUUUCAAAACAAAUCACCCACCAUUUUAUCUCCUCCAAUUAUAUUCUACAAAAUCAAAUUGCAAAAAAGAAAAAAAGAAAAAAAUGAACCAAAGAUCCCAAAUUUUGAAGGAAAAUCAUAACACAAAUUCCACUACAUAGCAAUCAACCAAUCAAGAAACAUUCUUGCAAAUCUUUAAUGGAUUCAACACUCACAACUUCAUGCUCUCUUUCUUCACCUAAAGCUUUAGCCUUUCAUCUUUUUCAUAGAUUAAGCCAUAAACCCAACAAGAUUCAUAAAAAACCCACUUUUUUUCUUCUAAUUACCCUACUUUCUCUCUCCUCUAUCUACUUGUUGACCUCAAAUUCAAUAGAUUUCAUCUGGGUUUUUGCAUUUUUUGCUGUUCUUGUUAUAUCUCUUACUUUAGCACUUCCACAUCUUCCUCAACCUAGAAUUUUCAGCACUCAAUCUCACCUACUUGAGGUUUCUGUAACUAAUCCAACCCAGAAAUCUUACCACCCAGUUGUUUGGUCAAUUGGGUCAAACCCAAAAUGGGAGAAAAGUAUGAAUUCAGGGUUUAGUGUAAAAGGGUUUAGUAAUAGAGAUGUUUAUGAAGGGGAAUUUCAUAAAGGAAAGUGUUCAGGAAGUGGGGUUUAUUACUAUUAUAUGUGUGGGAAAUAUGAAGGUGAGUGGGUAGAUGGGAAGUAUGAUGGAUAUGGUGUGGAAACAUGGGCAAAAGGGAGUAGAUAUAGAGGCCAAUAUAGGAAUGGAUUGAGGCAUGGAAUUGGGAUUUAUAAGUUUUAUACUGGUGAUGUUUAUCAAGGGGAAUGGUCUAAUGGCCAAUCUCAUGGUUGUGGAGUUUAUGCUUCUGAUGAUGGGAGUAAGUAUGUUGGAGAGUUUAAAUGGGGUGUUAAGCAUGGAUUUGGUCUCUACCAAUAUAGAAAUGGAGAUGUGUAUGCUGGUGAGUACUUUGCUGAUAAGAUGCAUGGCUUUGGAGUUUACAAGUUCGCCAAUGGACAUCAAUAUGAGGGAUCGUGGCACGAAGGCCGAAGGCAGGGACUUGGUGUUUACAGUUUUAGGCAAUGGGAGGCUCAAUCUGGUUACUGGCAAAAUGGGCAACUUGUUAAAGCUAGUUGUCAAACUCAACUGUCUGAAUCUCAUUUUGCAGUUUAUUCUUCCAAAGUUUCUACUGCUAUCCAGAAAGCAAGGCAAGCAUCUGAGAGAGCACAUAAUGUGAAAAAAGUAGAUGAUAGGGUGAACAAAGUUAUAGCAGCCGCUAACAGAGCAGCUAAUGCAGCACGUGUGGCAGCUGUGAAAGCUGUUCAAACGCGGAUGCAUGAAGGAAUCAGUAGUAAAGCACUUCUUCAAGAUGACUAAUUGACGAGCCAAACGUUUAAAUCUCAGGAGAAUCCUGAUUAAGAACCCUAUUUUCUAGAGGCUUUUUCUCGCUUUUAAGAGAUUGUCUAAUUUUCAUACCUCAAUCUUCCAUUCGAAGAGAGAAUGAGAGCCUUGCCUUUUACUACAAUCGGUAAAACGCAGGUAUAGAUGAUCGAGGAGUUCAAAUCAUAAGCUUUAUAGCUCAUCAAGUAAAAUGUACAUACCUGAAUAGUGAUGUUCUGGCAGUGGCACCGAAGGUGCUGAUGUUUAGGCCAUCAUUUUUGUAGUACUCAUUGUAUCUGGAACAGCAGCUAUAUAGUAUUAUUUGUCCA